ACUACCACACAAACCAUGGCUAAGCUACAUUUAACUGAGCAGGUCAAACAUUAAAGUAGGCUAACGUGGUGUGAAUACUAUUAGUACAGAAAUAUUUGUCAAUAUUAUUGUGAGAAUGGCUCAUGUGAACACUUACCGAACAAAUGUGAGAAUCGGAAACUGGAACGAGGACCUGUACUUAGAGGAGGAUAAAAAGAAGGAGUAUCUGGAGAAAAAAGAGAGGGGUGAGCUUUCUGCCCAGAAAGUGGACUUCCUCAAGCAGAACAUUUUGAGACCGGUGGAUCUCACUGUGACAAAUGAUGGACAAUUGCACUUUGGGGAUGUUGUGAUGUUGGUGAACAUGGGAGGAGAAAAGAGGCAGUGCAGUGCACUGAGCAUUAACGCUGACAUUAACAGUUUGACAAAGACUCCUUCACUUGCCAUUCAAGCCCCAUGUGGGGUCAGUGCAGGAAGAGGUAUUCAGGCCUGCACGCGCACUGCCUUCAUCAUAACCAGUGUAGACGGCAGCCAGGAAGGAUCGACUCUGCAUUACGAGCAAAGUUUUGCCCUGAAAACAACGAGUGGCUUUGCUGGGGGACUUUUCUUGACGAGUGACCUGCAAAGUUUUCAAAAGUGUGCAAAGAAGUCCCGCCUGCAAGAAGUAAACUUGGAUCACGGCGGUUCCUUUCUGUCAUGGUGGAAGAUAGUUCACUUUGACCCUCAGGAGAGGCUUGAAUAUGAGGGUCAGCCAAUUCCUGCUAAUGUGAGCGUGCUGAUCAUACACUGCAAGACAAACCAGGCUCUUGCUGUUCUGGGUGAUCACAUCCUUUGGAACAUGUAUGACAAAGAGUAUGAGAUAACGGCACGCACCUUCCUGGACUCCCACAAAGCUGAGCAGGACAGCAACCACUGGAUACUGUGCACCUCUGACCCUGCAGGGAAAGGGCUCGUACUUCUCAACCACCCACAGUCAGCCGCCAACAGCAAGGAGCUCACGCAGGCAAACCCUGGCAUCUAAAUCACACAAUCCACUAUAGGGCAGAAAGAUACCGCAUCAUU
Epinephelus lanceolatus (giant grouper) is the source of this 1038-nucleotide messenger RNA. RefSeq names its product cilia and flagella associated protein 161 (gene cfap161). Lineage: Eukaryota; Metazoa; Chordata; Actinopteri; Perciformes; Serranidae. Gene Ontology annotation, biological process: cilium assembly. The record is from RefSeq and is a predicted model, not a curated record. Gene Ontology annotation, cellular component: motile cilium.